Molecule: messenger RNA, 1291 nt
Organism: Arabidopsis lyrata subsp. lyrata
Lineage: Eukaryota; Viridiplantae; Streptophyta; Magnoliopsida; Brassicales; Brassicaceae
Exons: 3
Coding region: 310-1107 (265 amino acids)
Source: RefSeq, a predicted model, not a curated record
CACGAGAAUUUUGAUGAGAAAAACGGUUGCGUCAAAAUGACGACAUAUAGGAAUCCAACCGCAAGUUUAAAAUCAAAAAGAAAAGAGUUAUUUGGCUUUGUUUGCGUACGUCAAUUCUUAGAAGCAAUCUCGCUUUUUUUCCCUUUUUAUCUGUACAUCAUCAUCCUUCAAGCUCGGAGCUCUCUAUUCCCGCCGGCGAUCUCCUCCGUUUAAUUCCGGUACUAUUUCCCGCGCCUUCUUCCGCAUCGUUUAAUCUGUUAUCCUUCGUCAUCUCUUUCUCCAAAUUUGUUUAGAUUUUUAAUCGAUCGAAUGGGGAAAUUCAAGAAAGCGAAUCAAAGGGGUCACAUUGCUACACCUUAUCCAUCACCAUGUUGCAAGAAAGAAUGGGCUGGCUCAACCUGCCCAGUAUGCCUGGAGUCUCCACACAAUGCGGUUCUUCUCCUGUGUUCGUCGUAUCACAAAGGAUGUCGUCCUUACAUGUGUGCAACAAGCAGCCGUUUUGCCAACUGCCUCGAGCAAUACAGGAAAUCAUAUAGUAACGAGAACUCAGGACAACCCGAGCUUUUGUGUCCACUGUGUAGAGGUCAAGUGAAAGGUUGGACUGUUGUGAAAGAUGCUCGGAUGCAUUUCAACUCCAAGAGAAGGACUUGUAUGCAGGAUAACUGUUCCUUUUUAGGAAACUUCCGAAAGCUCAAGAAACAUAUGAAGGAAAAACACCCACAUGCUUGCCCGAGAGCCAUUGAUCCAGCUCUGGAAACCAAAUGGAAGAGGCUUGAGAGGGAAAGAGACAGAAGAGACGUGAUAAGCACGAUAAUGUCAUCGACACCAGGUGCUGUUGUGUUGGGAGAUUAUGUGAUAGAGCCCCAUAACCGAGCUGUUUAUGAUGAAGAAGAUGAAGAAGAAGAUUACAGCUCAGAUGACUCUCUGAGCAACGGGAUAUUAGAUCUAGAAUCAUCAUGGCAAGGACAAAGCCAUCAUAUUCGGUUUCUUGAUAUGGAAUCAAGUGAUUUCGCAUCCUCUUCCAGCUCCCCUGCUUCUCCAAGUCGUUCGCUUCACCGUUUGCUCUUUCCAAGGAACCAGAGAGGUGGCAAUAGAGGAGCAGUAUAAAAAGGCUAACAUGACUAGCCAAUUAGCCAUACACAGGGAAUUGAAAAAAAAAACUCGCAGUCGUCCCUUUCUUUUAUUUAUUUUCAUGUAAAUUAUGUAUUCUGUGUAAUUGUAGUAUUGUUUCCGCAUUGUUGUACUCUAUGAGGCAUGAUCUCUUAUGCCUCAUUUCGAAAUCUCUCUUUUA